CUCGGCCAGUCGGCCGGCUCCUACUGAUGCAUCAGGAGCCAGCCUUCGGCUCUGAACCCUACCGCGAACGGCGCCGCCGCAUUCCCGUACCAUCUGGUGCUCACUGCUCCGGGCCCCGACCUCAGGAACUCGUCCAAUCGUCCUCGGGCUGUCCAGGCAUCUGCUCAUCGAAGGGCACCAAUUGAUGUCCGCGUCAAUUGAAAUCCAGAGCAAGAGCAAGACUCAACAUGGACACCCUUCAUCUUGUGCACGUCAAGCUUCUGGCUUCCGACCUCCUCACGCUAACUCCCCGACAUACAUCGCCGGCUUCCUUUGUUCGCUGUGGCCGUACGGUUGCUCGUGCCGAGGUUGUCGGGGUCGUUGUUUCACGUGACCGCAGGGAGAAGUUUCUGCGCUUCCUGGUUGAUGAUGGCACUGGCUGUGUACCAUGUGUCCUGUGGCUGAACCACCAGUACCUAAAUGCGAACAGCUCAUCCGAUUCUGAUCCAACUGGAGAGAUGGCAUCGAAAAUGUCGGAGGUGGUACGCCUGGGCACCCUGUUGAGGGUUCGUGGGAGGAUUGUCAUGUACCAUGGAACAAUUCAGAUUGCUGCUAGAGACGUGGUCCUAGAGGAGGACCCUAAUGUGGAGGUUCUACAUUGGUUACAGUGCGUUCACAUGGCCAAGGAAUGUUAUGAUUUGCCACUACCUUCUGCUUGAGGUUUGCCUUGGAGGAUCUUAUGCUCUGUGUUUCUUUCUGUGGUUACUGUUGAGCCAAACAUCGUUAAUCAAAUGCCUUUUUUGGUUAACUGCAUCUGAUUUA
This is a messenger RNA of Aegilops tauschii subsp. strangulata, 801 nucleotides long. Its product is annotated as CST complex subunit STN1. Gene Ontology annotation, molecular function: nucleic acid binding. NCBI's taxonomy places the organism in Eukaryota, Viridiplantae, Streptophyta, Magnoliopsida, Poales, Poaceae. The record is from RefSeq and is a predicted model, not a curated record.